CCCCAUUUACCCACAUUCACGUAACGCAUCGCACAUCGGCACAUAUGCUUCUCCAUCCUUCGUUACGCUACAAAUUCAUUAGUUAAUUACUUACUUAAUUAAUUAAUAAUAUUAUUCUACCAACCAAAAAAAAAAAUUCAAAAUCCUUGCAUGAAUGUUCAUGCUUCCAAUCCACUGUAUCUUCUUCUUCAUCAUCGAAAAAGAAAAAGAACCAAAACCAAAAGCAAGCGCCCAUAACAAUAACAUUAAUGCAACUCAACACAGAGAAAAACAAAGAGAGAGAAUAACCUAAUUCCUCUCUUCUAUCGUAAUUACGAAUCCCAUUUUUUUUCUCCUAUUUGUAAUCACCAUUUUAUCUUAUCUUCUUUGACCCCACACUAACAUUGCCUAGAUCUCACACCUAAGGGAGAAAAGAAAAUUCAAUUCAUUCUUUUGUUUUUGGAAAACACUAAUUAUCUUAAAUAUUUGUGUUUUCAUAUUCUUCCGUUAUUUCGAGUUCCUUUUUUUCUUUUUCUUUUUCUUUUUUUUUUUAAAUCCGAUCUGUGAAUACUGGUUCCUGAAAUUAGACGCUGGGAUUAGCUUUAGAGUUUUUGUGUGUUGAACUUUAAUGGAACCUCGCGUUGCGAAUAAGUUUCGGCUUGGCAGGAAGAUCGGUGCCGGUUCUUUCGGCGAGAUUUAUUUAGGUACUAAUGUUCAAACUAACGAGGAAGUUGCAAUUAAGCUUGAAAAUGUCAACACAAGACAUCCUCAGUUGCUGUAUGAGUCCAAGUUGUACAGGAUUCUCCAGGGAGGAACUGGUAUUCCUAAUAUCAAAUGGUUUGGAGUAGAGGGAGAAUACAAUGUUCUAGUGAUGGAUCUCCUUGGACCUAGUCUAGAAGAUCUAUUCAACUUCUGUAGUAGAAAGCUCUCGCUAAAGACAGUUCUCAUGCUUGCUGAUCAAAUGAUCAACCGUGUUGAGUUUAUUCAUUCUAAAUCAUUUCUACAUCGGGAUCUCAAACCAGAUAAUUUCCUCAUGGGAUUGGGAAGGCGGGCUAACCAGGUUUACUGUAUUGAUUUUGGAUUGGCAAAGAAAUACAGAGAUAGUACAACUCACCAACACAUUCCUUACAGGGAAAACAAGAAUUUGACCGGAACAGCAAGAUAUGCUAGCAUGAAUACUCACCUUGGCAUUGAGCAAAGUCGAAGAGAUGAUUUAGAAUCUCUUGGUUUUGUCUUGAUGUACUUCCUGAGAGGAAGUCUCCCUUGGCAAGGACUUAGAGCAGGAACCAAGAAACAGAAGUAUGAGAAAAUCAGUGAAAAAAAAGUCACUACCUCAAUAGAGGCCUUGUGUCGAGGUUAUCCAACAGAAUUUGCAUCAUACUUCCAUUACUGCCGCUCUUUAAGGUUUGAUGAUAGGCCAGAUUAUGCUUACCUGAAGAGAAUAUUCCGUGACCUGUUUAUUCGUGAAGGAUUUCAGUUUGAUUAUGUGUUUGACUGGACCAUCUUGAAGUAUCAGCAAUCACAACUAGCCACUCCACCAGCGCGUGCUUCUGCUCCUAAUGCUGGAACUAGUUCUGGAAUGCCUCCGCCUGUGACCAGCACUGCUGAUAGGCAGACAGGAGGGGAAGAAGGAAGACCCCCUGGCCUGGUUUCUGUGGAUUCAAGGCGAAUAAUAUCAGGGCCCAUUUUAAAUUCUGUAACUUCUUUAAAGCAGAAAAAUGCGGUCAUCCCUGAUUCUGCUGUUAGUAAGGAUGCUAUGUUAUCUAGCACCAAUAUCUUGGGCCAGUCAAGUGGAUCAAGGCGAGUUGCUGCUGGCAGCCGUGAGACUUUUGCUGGUGUCGAAUUGGAUCCUCGUACGCGAAUGGCAGAGGCUAGCCCCGGAGCAGCAAACAGAGUUUCAAGUGUGCGAAAAAGUUCACCUAUUAGGUCUUUAGACCCCAAGAAAGUAGUAUCAUCAGCUAAAGGUGCUUCCCAUGUCAAGAAUUAUGAAAGUACAGUUAAGGGUAUGGAGCGUUUGCAGUUAGAAGAUGAUGAGAGGGCCCCUUAAUUUCUCACAUUUUUCACAAUUGUGUAAAUGUAAAAUUGAGUUUAACAGGUAUAAAGCAACAGUUACUUAUGUCGGCAAGGUGAGCUGUGAAGAGGUUGUAGGUCUGAACUCAGAAAUAUGACUUUUUCACUGUUAUUUCAUCUUAUAACGAUAAAGCUGAGAUGAAAGAGUUUCAGCUAAAGCAGGGAUCGUUCUUGCUAUAAAGCUUAGGUCCUGGCACUUAUGUUCUAGUGGGAAACCCAUAAAUUUUGUAACCUUUUCCUGUAAGAUUUUUUGAUUUACCAUAUAUGCUUACAGCUUACUGUCGUGGGUCACAUGGUUCAAACUAUUAAUUACCAACCAAAACCAGUGUAAUUAGCCAUUGUACUUAAGUUUUGGAUGAGAGUUGAUGUUUCUAAAUUUUAAGGGUUCAUGGAGA
Messenger RNA from Arachis stenosperma, 2444 nucleotides. Its product is annotated as casein kinase 1-like protein 1. NCBI's taxonomy places the organism in Eukaryota, Viridiplantae, Streptophyta, Magnoliopsida, Fabales, Fabaceae. The record is from RefSeq and is a predicted model, not a curated record. Gene Ontology annotation, cellular component: cytoplasm; nucleus. Gene Ontology annotation, molecular function: protein serine/threonine kinase activity; ATP binding. The coding region runs from base 608 to 2026 and encodes 472 amino acids. The transcript is spliced from 15 exons. Gene Ontology annotation, biological process: peptidyl-serine phosphorylation; signal transduction; endocytosis.